CACUAUAAAUACUAACACACGACAGUUCAUUUCUAUCCUUUGAGAACGUUAUAUUUAAUGAGAUUUUAACGAUCGUACAAAAGUAUUCAAUUUGAUUUAAUUCGAUUGAGAUAUUGUUCUGUGUUACAAUCACAUUUAUAUCGUCCAUCAUUUACGAAUUACUUUGAUAUAUUUUUAAUAGACAAUACGAAGGAGAGAGAGAGAGAUAGAGAGAAAGAGAGAGAGAGUGAGAGAAAAGAAAGAAGAAGAAGAAGAAAAAGAAGAAGAAGAAGAAGAAGAAACUAUUUUUACGCUCUAUAACUUCUCUAUUGUUUCUGAUUACAGUUAUUCCAUCCGUGAAUAUAUCUCUUUAAAUAAAAUCAAGUAACAAUGGAAUCUCUGACACGAAUGAUACUCGGAAAUCUUCGUUUUACUUCACAAUCUAAUCUGUUAAAAAUUCGUAAACAAAAAUUACAAUAUCCCAGAAGUAUUACAUCACAGCAAGUAUAUGAACGGGAAUCGAAAUACGGUGCACAUAAUUAUCAUCCUCUUGAAGUAGCACUUUGUAAAGCCGAAGGAGUAUACAUGUGGGAUGUCGAAGGGAAAAGGUAUUAUGAUUUUUUAAGUGCUUAUUCAGCUGUCAAUCAAGGUCAUUGCCAUCCGAGGAUUUACGAAACUAUGAUGAAACAAGCGAAGAUCUUAACACUAAGUUCGAGAGCUUUUUAUACAGAUGUUUUAGGUGAAUUCGAAGAAUAUAUAACUAAAUUGUUUGGAUAUGACAAAUGGUUGCCAAUGAACACUGGAGUAGAAGGAGGUGAGACGGCUUGUAAAUUAGCACGAAGAUGGGGAUACACGAGAAAAAAUAUACCGCAAUAUCAAGGAAAAAUAAUAUUCGCUGAAGGUAACUUUUGGGGAAGAACAAUGAGUGCUUUAUCCUCAAGUACCGAUCCAAGUAGUUACAGUGGUUUCGGUCCAUUUAUGCCGGGUUUUGAGCUGGUACCGUAUGAUGAUCUGGUUGCUCUUGAAAAAGCACUUGCCGAUCCAAACGUUUGUGCCUUCAUGGUCGAACCUAUUCAAGGUGAAGCAGGAGUAGUAGUACCACGGAACGGUUAUCUGAAGGGCGUUAGAGAGCUUUGUACAAAAUACAACGUUUUAUGGAUAGCCGAUGAAGUUCAAACGGGAUUGGGAAGAACAGGGAAACGAUUGGCCGUUGAUCACGAGAAUGUUAAGCCUGAUAUUUUAAUACUUGGAAAGGCAUUAUCCGGUGGCUUUUAUCCGGUAUCCGGAGUCUUAGCCAAUGAUCCUAUAAUGUUAACCAUAAAGCCUGGCGAACAUGGGUCGACAUACGGUGGUAAUCCUUUGGGUUGCAAAAUUGCUCUCGAGGCAUUACGAGUUCUUGAGGAAGAAAAAUUAGCUGACAAUGCCGAUAAGCUUGGUCCGAUUUUAAGGAACGAACUUGAAAAACUUCCAAAAGAUAUUAUCACGUUGGUCAGAGGAAAGGGACUUUUGAAUGCUAUCGUUAUCAAUGAAAAGAUCAAUGCUAUGGAUGUAUGUAUAAAAUUGAAGGAUGAAGGUCUUUUGGCAAAACCAACGCACGGUCAUAUUAUUAGACUUGCUCCACCUUUAGUUAUUACUGAAUCUCAGAUAAGAGAGUGCGCGGAUAUUAUUUCACGAACGAUAUUGAAAUUUAUAAAAUAAAAUUUUAUAAAAUAUCUUUUAUAUAAGCGUUCACACACAUAUGCCAUGAGAGUGCAUAUUAUACAUAUGUUAUAUAUUUAUGAUAUAGUUCUAUAAAAUAAAUUUCUUUUCUUUUGCAUUUAA
Vespa mandarinia (Asian giant hornet) is the source of this 1800-nucleotide messenger RNA. RefSeq names its product ornithine aminotransferase, mitochondrial. The record is from RefSeq and is a predicted model, not a curated record. Gene Ontology annotation, cellular component: cytoplasm. Gene Ontology annotation, molecular function: identical protein binding; L-ornithine transaminase activity; pyridoxal phosphate binding. NCBI's taxonomy places the organism in Eukaryota, Metazoa, Arthropoda, Insecta, Hymenoptera, Vespidae.